This is a messenger RNA of Trematosphaeria pertusa, 1917 nucleotides long. RefSeq lists its product as uncharacterized. Gene Ontology annotation, cellular component: transcription export complex 2. Gene Ontology annotation, molecular function: double-stranded DNA binding; RNA binding. NCBI's taxonomy places the organism in Eukaryota, Fungi, Ascomycota, Dothideomycetes, Pleosporales, Trematosphaeriaceae. The transcript is spliced from 6 exons. The record is from RefSeq and is a predicted model, not a curated record. Gene Ontology annotation, biological process: transcription elongation by RNA polymerase II; poly(A)+ mRNA export from nucleus; post-transcriptional tethering of RNA polymerase II gene DNA at nuclear periphery. The coding region runs from base 139 to 1536 and encodes 465 amino acids.
CACAACCACUUUUCGCGCUUCAGCAACACUUGCCCACGCGUAGCGCACCACAUUGACCCGCGCUCGAGAGCUGCGCAGGCAUCAGCGGCCACAACGGACUACUCGGUUUGAUCCGCACACCUUCUGUCUACACUAAACAUGAACAUGCAGGAAGCCCUCGCGCCCUUCCAGGACGCCUAUGCCACGGGUUCGGCACAGGCUGUCGCUGACUUCCUCAGCCCAGACCCUCCAUCGCGCGACCCGGGGCGUCUCUAUGACUUCUGGCGCGCAUCGAAUGAAGACAAGAUUGAAGGCGACGUACGCUAUGCCUUUAAGUACGGUAGGACCAGCGGGAUGUCGCCAGGCGAAGCCACCGCAUGGCUCGAUAUAGUCGUCUGCUACUGGCGCGCCGUGGACAAGAUACUCAAGGCAGACCAGGCUAAGAACCAAGGCAAGCUUUCAGACCGCCAACUGAUGGACGUGUAUGAUGCCUGGAAGGACAUAACCAGCAACUUCAUCAAGUACAUAUCGAACGGAACGCUACCCCAUUGGACUGUCUUUACCCUAUAUUUCACGGCAAACAAUCUGAGGAAGUUUGCGAUCAAAGCUGAUGAGCAGCUGGCGAAGGCGAAACCGGUGGCUUUCAGCGCUGGCUUCCAGGACGAUGUUGUAUCCGCUGUCAAGAAGAGCGAGAAGCUCGAGGAGGCGGCACGUGUCUUCAACAGGAUCUUCGCCCUGUGUCUGGGUGAUAGGACUCCGGACAUGAUGCAGUCCCGCAAGUGGGGUGUAUACUGCAUAGCCAACCUCCAGUUCAAGACGUACUUCAAGCUUAAAGCUAUCAGCCUGUCAAAGAACGUCGUUCGAUCUAUCGAAGCGCAAAAUGAUCUUCCGGCCUUCCACUUGUACCCGGCAUCGCAUCGAGUCACCUACAAGUACUACUUGGGCGUCAUCUCGUUCUUGCAGGAAGACUACACUAAGGCGGAGUCAUGCUUGACAGAAGCUUUGAACUUAUGCUACGCGAAGAGCGUGAAGAACAAGGAGCUGAUCCUGACCUACCUGAUUCCAUGUCGUCUUAUUACGCAGCAUACCGUGCCGACUGCCGAGCUGCUUAACGAAUUCCCGCACCUGAAGCGCCUCUUUGGUGGUCUUGUCAGCUCCAUCAGGAAGGGGGACCUCUCGGGAUUCGACAAGGCACUUGCUGAAGGCGAGCCCGAGUUCGUAAAGCGUCGCGUGUUCCUUACUCUCGAGCGCAGCCGCGACAUCGCGUUGCGUAAUCUGCUCAGAAAGGUGUUUCUGGCCGAGGGCUGGGAGGAUCUGAAGGAGGGACAAACGGAGAAGGACAGGAUCCGGAAAUCUAGAAUCCCUACGGCGCAUUUCGUGGCGGCGCUAAGAAUUGGUACGGCUGGAGCAGGCAGCGGCCAGGUGGUCGAGGACGACGAGGUCGAGUGUCUGAUGGCCAACAUGAUAUACAAGGGUCUCAUGAAGGGCUAUAUCUCGCGCGAACACGGCAUGGUAGUGUUGAACAAGAAGGGCGCGUUCCCCGGAACAGGGGUCUGAUGCCUAAACUGGUUCGCCUAUACUACCACCCUACUGCACCCCAAUUUUCUCCGGGCACCCACCGCGGUUUUUUACUGGCGGACAUGGCUAUGUACUGUCAGCGCGCUGCAUAGAAAGAUUGACUGCACGCCUGCAGUCAGUCACUUCGCAGAUCCUUCUGAGCACCGACGAAGGAACGCUGGACCAUAGCGACUAGACACAGAUUAUACCCAACAGAUCAUCAAGAGAAGCAAUCAUCCCUGCAUCCUAACUCUCACGCGACAUUUCUGUAGUCCUCGCCACCCCAAGGCGUCCUCAUUUGCGCUGCUCCGGCGUUCCAUCCCGCGUGCACGGACGCGCUUUCGCCCUAUCAUGUGAUAUCGCGUCAGCCAGACACCCAAC